Messenger RNA from Mugil cephalus (flathead mullet), 5704 nucleotides. It is a transcript of the gene mctp1a, whose product is annotated as multiple C2 domains, transmembrane 1a. NCBI's taxonomy places the organism in Eukaryota, Metazoa, Chordata, Actinopteri, Mugiliformes, Mugilidae. Gene Ontology annotation, molecular function: calcium ion binding. Bases 1 to 2781 code for a protein of 926 amino acids. The record is from RefSeq and is a predicted model, not a curated record. Gene Ontology annotation, biological process: regulation of neurotransmitter secretion. Gene Ontology annotation, cellular component: synaptic vesicle membrane. The transcript has 22 exons.
AUGGAGCAAAAAUCACCCAAGGACGAGGGCACCGCCAAGGGACAGGAGUCUCUGUCCUACCAGCGGAGGAUGUGGAAGAAUUUCCAGGUGAAAACCAAACCAUGGCUCAGUCCAAAGCUGGGAUCGGAGCGCCGUGGGGCCGGGGGCGCGGAGGGCAGCAAGAAGGAAUCGGGGCUGUGGAUGUUUAAGAGGAAAAAGAAACAACUGGACCGAGUGUUUUCGUCGUCUCAGCCGAACCUGUGCUCUACGCCGGCGUCUUGCGAGGGGGACAAGAAGUCUCUCGGAAGCGAUGCCGUCCCAAGCACCAGCAGCGGCGGCCAGUAUCUGCUACAGCCCCUUGGCACCGCUUCUGGAGCCACGGGGAGCAAGCCAGAGCUGACGGCGCACGGAAGCCCCAAACUCCCCGUGUCCCAGCUGAUCUUGCACCAGCAGAAGAGCUCCUCUCUCGGCUCGGCGUGCUUCGAGAAGCUGGUGGUGGACCCGGCCGCGGUGGUGGGAGAGGAGGAACAGCUGCGUAAAAACGCGAGCGAUUCUGGCAUCAAUAUAGUGGGGCCCAGUAAUGCAGAGCCUCCACUCCAGCCUCCAGGUUCGGUCAUGUACCAGUUGGAUAUUGUCCUGAAGAAAGGGAAAAACCUCGCCAUCCGGGAUCGAACAGGGACCAGUGACCCAUAUGUGAAGUUUAAGAUUGCAGGGAAGGAGGUGUUCAGGAGCAAGACCAUCCACAAGAACCUCAACCCAGUGUGGGAUGAGCGAGUAAGCCUCCUGGUGGAAACCCUGAAGGACCCACUGUAUGUCAAGGUCUUCGAUUAUGACUUUGGAUUUCAGGAUGAUUUCAUGGGAUCAGCGUACCUCUACCUGGAGUCACUGGAACACCAUAGUACCUUGGAUGUGACACUGGACCUGAGGGACCCACAAAACCCCGAACACAACCUGGGCAGCCUGGAACUAGCUGUCACUUUGUCACCGAAGGAAGGAGACGUGAGAGAUGCUGUAAGAAAUACCAUGCUUUUGAGAAGGAACUGGAAACGAUCUAGUAAGUAUCAGAGCAUGCGUCUGUCAGACGUGCACAGGAAAGCCCAGCUGUGGCGAGGCAUAGUCAGCAUCAGUCUGAUAGAGGGUCGCGACCUGCAGCCCAUGGACGCCAACGGCCUCAGCGACCCGUACGUCAAAUUCCGGUUGGGUCACCAGAAGUACAAGAGCAAGACAAUUCCCAAAACACUGAACCCUCAGUGGAGAGAGCAGUUUGAUUUCCACCUGUAUGAUGAGCAGGGAGGCUUUGUGGACAUUACAGUCUGGGACAAAGAUGCUGGGAAGAAGGAUGACUUCAUGGGAAGGUGUACCGUCGACCUGUCUCUGCUUAGUAAAGAGCACACACACAAGUUGGACCUGCCGCUGGAAGAAGGGGAAGGUGUCCUGGUGCUGCUGGUUACACUCACUGCCUCCGCCGCCGUCUCCAUCUCAGACCUGUCAGUCAACAUGCUGGACGACCCGCACGAGAGACACCAGAUCAUGCAGAGAUAUAGCCUCUGGAGGUCGCUUCACAACCUGAAAGAUGUCGGCGUGGUGCAGGUUAAGGUCAUCAGAGCCGAGGGACUAAUGGCGGCAGAUGUCACAGGUAAGAGCGACCCGUUCUGCGUGGUGGAGCUGAGUAACGAUCGGCUGCAAACGCACACUGUCUACAAAAACCUCAACCCAGAGUGGAACAAGGUCUUCACUUUUAACGUGAAGGACAUCCACUCGGUACUUGAGGUCACUGUUUACGACGAGGACCGAGACAGAAGCGCGGACUUCCUGGGGAAAGUUGCUAUUCCUUUACUGAGCAUCCAAAAUGGAGAACGCAAAGCCUACGUCUUGAAAAGCAAGGAGCUGACAGGGCCAACAAAAGGGGUCAUCUUUCUCGAAAUAGACGUGAUUUUUAAUGCUGUGAAGGCUGGUCUCAGGACGUUAAUCCCUAUUGAGCAGAAGUACAUCGAGGAGGAGCCCAGAGUGUCCAAACAGUUGCUUUUGCAGAACUUCAACCGAGUAAGACGCUGCAUCACGUUCCUGAUCAACACGGGCUGCUACAUCAACAGCUGCUUCGAGUGGGACUCUCCGCAGAGGAGCAUCUGUGCUUUUGUGCUUUUUGUUCUCGUCGUUUGGAACUUUGAACUCUAUAUGAUUCCUCUGGCGUUGCUGCUGCCCUUGGCCUGGAACUACAUCCUUAUCGCAUCAGGGAAGGAUACCAGACAAGAUGUGCAAGCGGUGGAGGACCUGCUGGAGGAUGAGGACGAGGAUUUUGACAAAGAUGACAAGGACCCUAAACCCGACCCCUGGGAGGACAGCCGUGAUAAAAACCAUAUCCUCGAGGAUAUGUUGGCUUCCUGGCACUUUGAGUGGAUACGAGCGAUGGUGGACUCCGAGAGAAAGGGCUUCAUGAACAAGAUUUAUGCCAUUCAGGACGUGUGCAUCAGUGUGCAGAAUGCACUGGAUGAUGUGGCCUCCUAUGGCGAGAGGAUAAAGAACACAUUUAACUGGACUGUGCCUUUCCUAAGCUGGCUAGCCAUUGUGGCUCUCGGAUUGGCCACGACCAUCAUCUAUUUCAUCCCUCUCCGAUACAUUGUGCUGGCCUGGGGGGUGAAUAAAUUCACCAAGAAGCUGCGAGACCCUUACACCAUUGAUAACAACGAGCUGCUAGACUUUCUAUCCAGAGUACCCUCAGAUGUACAGGUGGUGCAGUACCGAGAGCUGAAACUGGAUCCCAAUCCCAGUCCAAAUAAAAGGAAGAAAAACAACCCCGGGUAGAUGACUGUGUCCGCCCACCAACUCCUCUCUUCUCUCCUUUUCUUCUCUCGGUCUAUUACUGGACACCGAGGAGCAGACGGAGACGGCUCCGGACAAACUCAACUCAACCAUCUUUCUACUUUUCAGUUCCCCUUUGAUUCUCCUUAACUUUUCUCUCAUGUCUUUAAAUACUCUUUGUGUACAGAGUGUCGGUUUUCUAUAUAACAAGAGCAGUUCAAGGAACCUCUUGAUUUAUUAUUACGACCAUCAUGCUUUUGAUUUUAAAGUGGGAAGGACUGAAUGACCUUUAGAUUUGCCGCCUGAGCCGCUCUCCACAUUUCUCCUCUCUGUCACUCCGACAGCUCAGUGGACUCUUGUCUGUUUGCUUGCCAUGAGUGUCACACAAUACGUAAAAGAUAUACAUGUUUUGGGUGUAUCCUCGUUUAAACGACGUGUGCAAAAAUUCACAAAAGAUACAAGCCUUAUACUAACAGUCCGCAUUAUCACACCGAAAUAGAUUUUUUUUUAGAUGUUAAGAAAUGAUUUUGGUAAUAUGUUUAUAUUUUCUAAUGGUUUUUAUACCGAAGUAUCUUUUGUGUUCUUCCCCUCUCGGAUGUGGUAACGAUGUUGUGUUCACUGGCAGUAAUUUGGACCGUCUCCACUUAAGUCUAGCCAGCCAAGUUGAUUAGCAGUUAUGGUGGUAGCCUCCAGAUACGUCCUUCUACGCAAGCACAGAUCUGGACAAACAGAACGGAAGCUUGUGGUGGUAUCGUUGUGAGCUUUAAUACAACAGCCAAAUUAGCUUCUUGUUUUUUUUUCCCCCCCAGACAAAAAAAACAAAAAACAGAGAGUUCAAAGAAUUGUGAGCCUGCAGUGACUUAAAUACUGGUAAAAAAAAAAAAAAUGACGGGCUUUAAGAAAACCGGACGACGUAAGGUAGCUGCGGCCUCAUUUAACCCCUUAAAACCAUGUCCGUGAGAUGCCCCCUCUCUCUCUCUCUGUGUGUGUGUCAGGAGGCGCAGCAGACUGGGCCCUGCUGUUGUGGUGUUAAUUUAGAUGUCACCCAGUUUAUGCAGAGUGUCGUCAGGCGGGCAGGCCUUUAGGCAGCCACAGCCCUAAUCUUGUUUGAAAGGCUGGUCUCCUUUCCUCUCAUCUCCCCGCAGCCACACACACACACACACACACUUUCCUGCAUGCGCAUUUAUGGAGACUCAAAUAUAAAAAAUAAAAAAAAGAGAAAGAAAAAAAACGGUCCCCCCCUUUUAAGAGAUCUCCGGUACCGUACCUGCUCGCUCACGGAUGAAAUCGCAACAUUUGUAUUUGAACGGGAUCAUUCUCCACCCUCUCAGACGCAAACAUGCUCUCUGUGAUGCUGAGCCCCAGGCUGGCCGCCCUCUCCAUCUGCCCCACCUCCUGUGCCCACAGCUCAACUUUGAUCAGCCUUUCCAGACACAGAGGCUUGUACAUCUGAACUGUGUAUGUAAGUAGUGUUUGCGUACGAGCGUUUAUGCAAUCAAAGACAUGUUGCUUGUCUCCGCGUUGGUGUGUGUUACAAUUGUGUCUCCCCUCCAGCUGUAGACUGAUGCCUAGAUUCAGUCAGCGAGCGGCGCAGCAGAAGUGCCAGCUGGUGUUCGGCGGCGUAGAGUUUGCAGGGAUGAGCUCUAGAUGCUAGAUGAGCAGCAAGUCGCCGCGUGACAAGACAACGCUCCGAGGGGGACUUAGGCCUGAGGUGUCAGGCAGCGGAGGAAUGUGUGCGUGUGCGUGUUUCGUGCUAUUUCAGAUCCUUCUUCCCGUCAUGCUUCCCUCCGCUCGCUCUUUCUGCGGUUCCCUCGUUCGUCAGUGAGCGGGGUUGCGACCCUGUCUGAGGGGACGGUCUCCCGGGCUCGCCUCUGAGCAUCUCUUGAAAGAUCACAGCACAGGCCGCAUUCGAGGAGGUCUCCACUCGUCCUAUUGAUCCCCGCCUCCUCCUGCUUCCUCCCCUUUUUCCCUCCCUUUUUGUUUGUCUGUCUCUCCGUCCGUCUUUAUCACUUUAAACCCCCCUCCCUGCCGCAGCCGGAGCUCUCUCCUGCCAUUUUGUCAUCCGCCUGCCUGUCUUCCUCCCAUCGCCUCUAACCUAACCCAUCCAUCUCCGUGCUUAAAUAUCAACAGGCUUGCAUCCGUCACUCCAGAGGGCCGCUGAUUUUGUUUCGUUUUUUUUUUUCCUUUUUCUUUUUUUGUGACGAAUCCAACCGAAAGACAUUAAGACUGUGUCCCCCGAGAGCUGCGUCUCCAACAGCCUCCUCUACAAAAACGGACGUCUCUUUAUAGUACCCGAUACGUACGUGUGCACUACUACGCGUAGUCAUUUUACAGCAAAUCGUGGUGACUGUUGUGUGGUACUGCAUCCAAAUACCGUCUCUCUAUCGCUCUCUUUUUUGAUAUUCAUUUGGUUCGGGCUCCAUUUUAAAGCAAACCAAAGUGUUUUUAUUUUGUAUGAUGUAAAGAAGAUAAAUUAUAUAACGGGAAUGUAUCAGACUGACAGUUGCAAAAGGGAGGGGGGGAAGAAAAGCACUUUUAUUUGCACCGAGUUGAAAUGAGACUAUUUAUUUUUUAAACGACACUGUACAUAGCUAAUUACUUGUUAAUUUAAGGUUGUAUUUUAUACAGAAUGCCUGUCGACUGUCUGGUCAUGAUGUUGUAAAGUAGGUGUGUGCCUGCAUCGUUUUCUAAGGUCUCUCUUCUCCGCCUGCGACGUUGCCUGCCUGUGACAUCAUCUUCGUGCGCCCGGGCCCCCGACCGCUGACGUUUCCAGAGUGGAUGUUCGGGGUCAGGGCGGGUAAAAGAAAACAUGAUGUAUAUCUCUGAUUAGAGUAAUGAAACGCAUCUGAUGUAUGUUACCGAUUUUGAAAACAAGGGGAAAAAAAAAAAGAAAAAAAAUGAGAUUAAAUAUUUUUUAUCAUCUUCA